CUUCAGUAAAGCACCAGAAAUAAUGUUGUCAAAAGUGAUGCUUGGUGUCAUCCUGUCCCUCCUCAUCCUUCUGACUGUGGGUGGUAAUGUGCUGGUGUGUCUAGCUGUCUGCGCCUCACGACGCCUCCGCUGCCUCACUAACUGCUUCAUUGUGUCACUGGCGGUGACAGACCUCCUGCUCGGUCUCUUGGUCCUCCCAUUCUCUGCUCUCCUCCAGCUCAGCAGCGAGUGGCCGCUUGGCCCAGUCUUCUGCAACUUCUAUAUCUCCAUGGAUGUCAUGCUGUGCACGGCCUCUAUUCUAACGCUGCUCGCCAUAAGUGUGGACCGCUACAUGGCAGUGACUAUGCCUCUGAGAUAUGCUUCUCUAGUGUUACCAUGGAGAGUUGCUGUAGCCUUAGUUAGUGUCUGGACGGUGUCAGUGGCUGUGUCUUUCUUGCCAAUUCAAAUGGGAUGGAACACUGUAAAUGGAACAGUGCAGAAUCACGGGCCCUGGGCUUCUAAGGGUAAAUGUCGUUUUGAGUUAAACAGGCCUUAUGUACUGACAGACUCUCUUCUUACCUUUUAUCUGCCUCUGUUGGCUAUGUGCUGGACAUACCUUAAGAUACUUCAGAUAGCUCGUGCACAGGCCAAGCGUAUUAUCAGGACCCGACCUAUUCGCAUCACCACUUACAAUUGCAAGAACAGCCCUUCCACAAAGACGACUCUGGUUUCUGGAGUUACAGCUGUGGCGCUAAAAGACCACAAAGCAACACUGACAUUGGCGGCAGUGAUUGGGGCUUUUGUUGUUUGUUGGUUGCCUUAUUUCAUAUUAUUCACAGUGCUGGGUCUAAAGGAGCAUACAGACCCUGCCAUAGUACCAGAAUUCUCUAUUGUUUUGUGGUUGGGAUACGCAAACUCGGCCCUGAAUCCUGUAAUCUAUGGAGCCCUCAACAGGGACUUCAGGUCAGCUUACGCCCAACUACUGAGAUGUCGUUUCUCUACUUACAGUGGCUGGAAAAGUCAGCAAUCAUCUCCCACUUUUACGGCAGCAAGAAAGCAGCUAACAGAGGUGACACUACUAUGUAAUCAGACCAAUACCAUCAGUGCUGUAGCAAUAACAACUCAAAACCUCAAUCUUCAAGACCUCAACACUGAUGGAACUGCUCCAGCCACUCACUCUACAAAUGACACAGCUACCACAUAUGUCAGUGGCCACCAGGGUGAUUCAAGUCUGUGCUGAGCUUCAGCUCACUGUACACCCCUGAUCCAGUAUUAAUCAGUCUGCAGGAAACAGGCAACACAAAUGGACGGAGAUGUUACAACCCCCAGCAUAGUCUUUGCCACUGCAUAACCAACCAUAAUGCCACAUCUAAUACUGAGCAAAGAAAAGAGAACCCAAGACCUCAACAACCCCAGACCUCAUCAGUAAGAAUCAAUGUGCCCUCACAGCAGGAUGUCAUAUGAAAAGUACUGAAGCUUUGCAAGAAUACAUGACACCAGCCAAUUAGUUUGCAGAUCACAACAUCGAUGGAUCGUUAAUUUGUGGGAAAUUUUUUAUCCUGACGCCAGACUGCACUCCAGUGGAAAUAUGAAGUACGACAUCUCCAGCUUCAAAAGAACAUUGCAUGCAUGUUCUCUUACAGUAAUCAAAUAAGAGAGGGAAAGUCAUGAACAGAUUUCUUGAGUGAAUGGGCCUAUGAGUUGAAUCUGCAGCACACAAUGUAAUAUUAUGUUUGUUUUGAAAAAAAUAUAUACUAUCCGUCCCUGCCUCAUUCUUGUUAAUGCUGUUGCAUGCGUUUGACAAAUGUAUGUAUCACACUGAUAUAUAAACACUACCAGUGACUUUUAAUACACUGUAUGUGGUGUUUACAUUAAAAAAGUAAUAAAAAAGUGUGUUCAUGCCAAUAAAUACAUUCUACAAUACUGUUUUU
Messenger RNA from Cyprinodon variegatus (sheepshead minnow), 1910 nucleotides. Its product is annotated as histamine H2 receptor-like. Gene Ontology annotation, molecular function: G protein-coupled receptor activity. The record is from RefSeq and is a predicted model, not a curated record. NCBI's taxonomy places the organism in Eukaryota, Metazoa, Chordata, Actinopteri, Cyprinodontiformes, Cyprinodontidae. The transcript has 4 exons. The coding region runs from base 23 to 1219 and encodes 398 amino acids. Gene Ontology annotation, biological process: adenylate cyclase-activating adrenergic receptor signaling pathway. Gene Ontology annotation, cellular component: membrane.